Molecule: messenger RNA, 1038 nt
Organism: Nymphaea colorata (pocket water lily)
Lineage: Eukaryota; Viridiplantae; Streptophyta; Magnoliopsida; Nymphaeales; Nymphaeaceae
Product: VAMP-like protein YKT61
Exons: 7
Coding region: 182-775 (197 amino acids)
Biological process (GO): endoplasmic reticulum to Golgi vesicle-mediated transport
Cellular component (GO): membrane; Golgi apparatus
Molecular function (GO): SNAP receptor activity
Source: RefSeq, a predicted model, not a curated record
UGAUCUUCGAAAUGGAGACCUCUCCAUCCCCAAUCGGUAGCGUUAUGCUUCAAAGAACCGGGAAAAGGAGGCAGGAUUCUUUUCGCCUUCCCUUUAUUCGAGCUCUCCUUCUCCCUAAGCCUUACGUUUUUCCUUCCUCUCCGGUGAAUCCUCAGAGAGACAGAAAGAGAGAGGGGAGGAGAUGAAGAUCACGGCGUUGCUGGUGAUGAAAUGCGCUGGGGAUUCGGCGGUGAUGCUGGCCAACGCCUCGGACGUCAGCCAGUUCGGUUACUUCCAGAGGUCGAGCGCCAAGGAAUUCAUCCUUUUCGUUUCUCGUACCGUUGCUGCCAGGACGGCUCCCGGCCAGCGCCAGUCCGUCCAGCACGAAGAAUACAAGGUGCAUUCUUACAACAGAAAUGGUCUUUGUGCCUUGGCCUUCACGGAUGACCACUAUCCUGUUCGCAGUGCAUUCAGUCUUCUGAAUAAGGUCCUAGAUGAAUAUGAGAAAAAUUUUGGAGAUUCUUGGAGGAGGGUGCAAACAGAUGCAAAUCAACCUUGGCCAUACUUGAAUGAAUCACUUACCAAGUUUCAGGACCCCGCAGAAGCUGACAAGUUGAUGAAGAUUCAGCGAGAUUUGGAUGAAACCAAAAUUAUUCUUCAUAAAACUAUUGACAGCGUCCUUGCAAGAGGUGAGAGGCUGGAUAGUUUAGUGGAGAAAAGUUCAGAUCUGAGUGCCGCAUCUCAGAUGUUCUACAAGCAAGCAAAGAAAACUAAUCAGUGUUGCACCAUUCUUUGAGUUGGAGAAAGAAGCACAACACAAUGCAGUGGGAUAUGCUACUCCUAGUCUUUUAUGUUGCAUAUAUCUAGAUGAUCUGAUGGUCUGUCAAAAUUGUUUAUAAUAUCUAUAAUUUAGUGUUUGCUUCACAACAUUUAGAAGUCUUCUUGUUUUUUCUUUGUUUUUCUUGGUGUGGUUGUUCCUUAUAGAUGACAUUUUUAUUUUUGUAAUCCUUUGUGCAAUUGAUUCUUACCUACCAAACAUGAAAUAGGAAGUUCAAAAUC